This is a messenger RNA of Austrofundulus limnaeus, 2585 nucleotides long. It is a transcript of the gene ap3m1, whose product is annotated as adaptor related protein complex 3 subunit mu 1. The record is from RefSeq and is a predicted model, not a curated record. Gene Ontology annotation, cellular component: clathrin adaptor complex. Lineage: Eukaryota; Metazoa; Chordata; Actinopteri; Cyprinodontiformes; Rivulidae. The transcript has 9 exons. The coding region runs from base 379 to 1635 and encodes 418 amino acids. Gene Ontology annotation, biological process: vesicle-mediated transport; intracellular protein transport.
CCACUGUUGUGCUAAAUAUUUGAGUGGUGGUGGUAACGUGCAAAACAGGGUUAUGGAACACCUGCUAGUCUUUACUUGGGGCAACAAAACCCAUAUUGAGACACACGUCACGGAAGUAUAGCUGCCCGGAAAUAUUGCCUGAUUAAACAGACAGAAAUUUUAUUUUGAAAUAGUCGGUCACGCUGACACUAACUUUAAAUAUCUCACAUUAUGUUUCUGCGUUAAAAUCAAAGUUUAAAGUUUUUACUUUUACGCUUAUACAACGUUUAGUUGUGAUUUUGUUGUAUUGACGUGGGCAAACGGUCUGCAGGCGUCWUCGCGGCAACUAUUUAGUCAUUUUACAUACCAGAAAUCUUUCAACUGGAGUCAGCAGCUGAGAUGAUCCACAGCCUCUUCCUCAUUAACCACUCUGGAGACAUCUUCCUGGAGAAACACUGGAAGAGUGUCAUCAGCAGGAGUGUGUGCGAUUACUUUUUCGAGGCCAAGGAAAAGGCAGAGGAUCCAGAAAAUGUGCCCCCUGUCCUACAGACCCCGCACCACUAUCUCAUCUCUAUUUACAGGGGCAAACUCUUCUUCCUGUCAGUUGUCCAGACUGAAGUCCCUCCACUCUUUGUCAUUGAGUUCCUGCACAGAGUGGCAGACACAUUCCAGGAGUACUUUGGAGAAUGUUCAGAAAGUGUGAUCAAGGACAAUGUGGUAAUUGUUUAUGAGCUGUUGGAGGAGAUGCUGGACAACGGGUUUCCGCUGGCAACAGAGUCCAAUGUCCUCAAGGAAAUGAUUAGGCCCCCCACCAUCCUGCGGUCGGUCGUCAAUACGCUGACGGGAGGAAGUAAUGUUGGUGAUACUCUACCAACAGGACAGUUAUCUAUCAUUCCAUGGAGGCGGGCUGGAGUAAAAUACACAAAUAAUGAGGCUUAUUUUGAUGUGAUAGAGGAAAUUGAUGCAAUUGUGGACAAAUCUGGUACAACAGUGUUUGCUGAGAUCCAGGGUGUGAUUGAAGCCUGCGUCAGGCUCUCUGGGAUGCCUGAUCURACUCUGUCUUUUAUGAAUCCUCGUCUCCUGGACGACAUGAGUUUCCACCCGUGUGUGCGGUUUAAGCGCUGGGAAGCAGAGCGCGUCUUGUCUUUCAUCCCGCCGGAUGGGAACUUCCGACUCAUGUCGUAUCACGUCAGCUCUCAAAAUCUUGUAGCCAUUCCGGUGUACGUGAAGCAGAACAUCAGCUUCUUAGAGACGGGCUCUUGUGGUCGUCUUGAAAUCACGAUUGGACCGAAGCAGACCAUGGGGAAGAUGGUGGAAGCCUUGAUGGCCACGAUCCACAUGCCUAAAUCUGUGCUUAGUGUCAGUCUCACAGCCUCUCAAGGAAGCUACACGUAUGACAUAACCACCAAGAUACUGAUUUGGGACAUAGGGAGACUCAACCCCCAGAAGCUCCCGAACCUGCGAGGCAGUCUGAGUAUGCAGACAGGAGUCCCAAAACCAGAAGAGAACCCUUCAAUCAACAUAGAUCUGAAGAUACAGCAGCUGGCCAUCUCAGGUCUUAAAGUGAGCCGUCUUGACAUGUAUGGAGAGAAGUACAAACCCUUUAAAGGGGUCAAAUAUUUGACCAAAGCAGGAAAAUUCCAAGUGCGGACCUGAGAACUGGUGGGAAAUCAGGGAUCUAAUGUAUCAAGCAGAGGACAAGUUAGCACACUGCCCAGUUAGCUCUUGAAUAAGUCGCAUUAUUAUUACUAAUACCCCUGCGCACUAACAGCUAUUUAUUAUACCACGUUUGGCCUUUUAAUGACUGAAUAAUUGUGUGGCCUGUAAAGGGAAGACCAAUCUCGUUGAAGUGCUAUUACUUUCCAUUUAUAUCUAAAUAUUUAGCUUUAAAAAAGCACCUGGUUUGCCUCUCACUUGCACAAAAUUYCCUUCCUGUUGCCUGAAAUGAGUUACAAAUGCCUUUUGGAAAAUAAACCAAAACAAGAUCUUUUAAAGCAUUGCCUUCAGAAUAGCUGCAACGCAGUUAUUUCUGCGCACGCUUUAUUUAAUCUGGCAUCACAAGAGCAGUUKAAGGUGGUCUUUAAAGCACACACUGCAGCACAAGCUGCACGUUUGGGAGACUUGAGGGAAGGAAGCGUCUUUUAAUGUCAUCUGAUAUUGACGAUACAAGAUGAAUUUUGACAUAGGGAUGUUACGGUUACAAGUUAGGAAAUCAGGUAAUCUGUUGGCAGCAGCAUCUUCUGAAGCCUCACUUAUGRAACUUUUUUAGUCAGCACAGCACUUUCACAUUCAGUUUUCAAAAUGGGAAAAAUAUUAGUUAAAGCUUUUGUAUAAAGUUAAACCUGUAUGUAAGUUCAUAUCUUAUAAAAGCUUUAAAAUCCCGGGRAUGUGGUGUUUUUUUCCCUCUGUUUUGUAAUUAUUAUAGAUUUGUUUUGGUUAACAGAUCUGUUUAAAUUGGUUCAUUUUACUUCCAUAAUUAUGAUUUCUGAUACAACUUAAGACAAAUUGAGCUGAUGGACAUCUGACUCAAACUCAGUGAUUUGUAAUAGAAUUGCCUUAUCAAAUAUAACCAACUAUGCCAAAUAUAUACUGAUAAUUGAACAAAC